UGGGUUAAAUACAUUUGGGUUGCCUCUGAUCUUUAGCUUGAUAACAAUAAAUUCGUGCAUGUGAAUAUAAUUGUGCAACUUCAGCGCAUUUGUCCCCACAAAUAUCUUAAUCUGAAGACUUUUUUUAAAUUAAAAACAUAAUGGAGACGCUCCCAACAGAAGAUGUCAUUGACGGCGAGUAUAGCGAGGAGGAAUCCAGUCAAGACUCCACUGCCUGGGGAAGGCUGUUUCCGCUGGCUGACAGUUUUGUUGCUAUGGAUUUGACAAAAGAUGAGUAUUCCUUUGGAAGAGGGGAGAAUUGUGACGUCCCUUUUGAUAAUAAUGGAUCAAAGAAGCACCAGUGUUUCCAGGCUUACAGUAAAGUGCACUUCAAGAUUUUGCGGCAACACACAUCUACUGGUAUGCAUGUAUUCCUGGAAGACCUCUCCAGCAAUGGAACAUUUAUAAAUGGAGAUAAAGUUGGCAAAGGUAACAAACAGGUGCUUGCAAACAACGAUGAAAUAGGUCUUGCACUGAAGAAAAACAAAGCAUUUAUGUUUAUGGAUCUCUUGGAAAGCAACGACAGUGAUAUUCCUGCUUCCAUUAAGGAGAAAUACACCCUUACAAAAACCCUUGGCAGAGGUGCUUGCGGGGAAGUCAGACUUGCCUUUGCAAAAGGCUCGUGUGAGAAGUUUGCUGUAAAAAUCAUAUCCAAGAAGAAAUUCACAACAGGGGGACAGCAUGCUGUGAAUCUUUCAAAACAAGUCAUGAGUGAAGUUAAAAUUUUAAAGGCAUUGAAACAUCCAUGUAUAAUUGGUAUAGAAGAUGUGAUAGACACUAAAGAAGUUUUAUAUAUAAUACUGGAACUGGUGGAAGGCGGUGAGUUGUUUGACAAAGUCGUCAGCCUGAGCCAGUAUGACGAGCCAACUGCAAAACUGCUUUUCUACCAGAUGGUUGUGGCAUGUAAAUAUCUACAUGAUCAAGGUAUAACACACAGAGAUUUAAAGCCAGAAAACAUUUUGCUCCAAAGUGAUGAGAAGGAGACGUUAAUAAAGAUCACUGACUUUGGGCUCUCCAAGUUUGUUGACGCGGGCUCGCUGAUGAAGACAUUUUGUGGCACGCCGACCUACCUGGCCCCAGAGAUCCUGGUUACUGCUGGAACCGGCACCUACACCAAGGCUGUGGACGCCUGGAGUCUGGGUGUGAUAUUGUUUAUAUGCCUGUCUGGCUACCCUCCGUUCUCAGAUGAAAGGAAGGAAAUGGAUCUCCCCAAACAGAUCAUGGGAGGCCAUUACUCAUUCCCCAAACAGUACUGGGACGGCGUGUCAGAAGAGGCCAUUGACCUGAUUAAGAAGAUGAUGACAGUGGAUGCAAAGAAGAGAAUCACACUGGCAGACGCUCUAAAUCAUCCCUGGUUCAAGGAUGAAGAAAUGAUGAAAAAAGCCAAGAAGCUGAUGUACCCGGAGUCUGAUGGGAUGGUACCUCCCAGUGCCGCACUUAGAUCGCCCAAGAAGCGAGGGUUGGAGAAUGGUUCUGGUGAGGAGCCGGAUUCGAAGAGACGAGGUUCAGGCGACACCAAUUCCCCACCAAAUGAGUAGAUCUGGUUGAUGGAUGGUUGUAGACUGGACUGAAAGCAUGUGUGGGUUGUAACGAAAACUGUCCUGGCAAGGAUCUUAACUUGUGUUGUGAAGUGAGCUUACUGUAAAAUUGAACUAAAACUUAUAUGAUGAGCUUUGUACUUGUUUCAAGGGCCAUCAAUAGUUUUUUUUUCAUCGCGGUUUGUGGAUACAAUUAUUUUGUAGCAAUGUUUGUUUAACGGAUAAAUGGCACUCAUUCAGUUGUGUGUUCAGAAACAGUUAAACAACUGCUGUCAUAAUGAACAGAUUUGUUGUAGUCUCUAGCAGUUAUAUAUUUUUGUAGGACCAACAUUUGUUUAGGACCUCUGACUAUGAUGCAACAUGCCAAACUGUUUUCAUCAACCCUGUUUGUAACAGAACAUGUUCAUUCAUGGGAAAGCUGUGCUUUCCAAUGCUGUAUAUUUUAUAUUCACACUAAUUUUUAUGUUAUGUUUUUGUUUUGAGUAUAUUUUUCAUUACAUUUGUAAGAUUAUUUUUUGUUUGGAACGUUUAUCUUAUGACUUCUUUUAUUUGUGGAUCACUCCACUCAAUGUUAGGUAUGUCUUGUAGCAUAACUUUGGUGUCUUGUAGCAUUACUUUGGUGUCUUGUAGUAUUACUUUGGUGUUCAGUGCAAUAGGACUGGGACCAGCUUGUAUAACACAUGUGAUUAUGAAACAAGUUCAGAAUUUUGCUAGAACGCAAACCAUAAUGAACAGGAUGUUGAGAGAGCUUACACAUUCCAAACACACCAAGAACUGUUUCUUCCCAGAAAUCUGUCUCGAGUUUCCCUAAGCCUUUCCAUACAAUCCAGCUUAAAAUAUUUGUUUAUGUGUUUGCAGCUUUCCACAGUUUUUCAGGGGGUCAGUUAACCAACUCCCUCUUAUCCUGGGUAAGCUUGUCAACCAGUACAAAGUGCACAUACCUAUACCAGUAACUGACAACUGAGAGACUUUAAUCAGAGGGAGAAGGGCUGUAGAGGAUUUCAUGACCGCUACCCACACAAGCUAUGUGGCUGGUCGGGGAUUUAACUAGCUGGUCUGACAGGCUUAAAACUUAUAACAGGAAAAUGAGGUUCUGUCUACUCUAACACUAUUACAGGAGUUAAUGUUUUCAUUAUUGACAUUUUCCACAUUAGGUAUUUACUAUCACAAUUCACACUAUUUUGUUUAUUUAUAAUGUUUGCAUGUUAUAGUUUUGUAAUGACCCGGUACGAUUUGCAUUUUUACAUACUUUGUGUUGUUUGUAUAAAUAUAUAACAGGUAAUGAUAUGUUUUGCUUUUAAUGAUUCUUUAUUAGAGGAUUUUGUAUGAAAACCGACAAACUUUUAUAGACAGUUUUGAAUCCUUUUGAAAAUUUGAUGUUAUUUUGUAUAGCUUAAAAAAUAAAUGAAAGAUAAAAAAUUA
This is a messenger RNA of Dreissena polymorpha, 2999 nucleotides long. RefSeq names its product serine/threonine-protein kinase Chk2-like. Gene Ontology annotation, molecular function: protein binding; protein serine/threonine kinase activity; ATP binding. The transcript has 15 exons. Gene Ontology annotation, biological process: mitotic DNA damage checkpoint signaling; protein phosphorylation. Gene Ontology annotation, cellular component: cytoplasm; nucleus. The coding region runs from base 141 to 1577 and encodes 478 amino acids. The record is from RefSeq and is a predicted model, not a curated record. Lineage: Eukaryota; Metazoa; Mollusca; Bivalvia; Myida; Dreissenidae.